GGUCAACCCACUCACUCUUCACACCACCGUCCUAUCCAGGGGUGCUGGAAAUUACACACUCUAUCCUUCUUUGACUAUCAUGUAGCAUUUAGACUGUUCCAUCGUUUGAUGCGAAAAUGGUGUCGUUCUUUGUACCCAGCUUUAGAUCCACCACGACUUCCCCGCCGCUCCGUCCUGGCGACGUCAACACCAACAAUGCUUCUUCCUCUACCAUCAUAGGUGAACGAGCCCUGCGCAGCAAUCCUUUCGGAAUCACCUCCCGUACUCGCACGAGCGCUGCCUUGAAACCCGCAUCCGAUGAUUGGAAACGUGAACAAGAAGAGCUCAACCUUGCCCUGCAAACCUUGGCCCGCAUAUUUCCGGACAUCCGCGUCGAAGUCUUCCGCGAACUCCUCGUCCGAUUCGAUGGAACGAGUCGGCUGCAUGUCUGCGUGGAGCAACUUUUGAGACAUAAGGAAGAAUGGGUAGCGGGACGAUGGAACGUGGCCGGUGAAACGGACAACAAUGCUGACGGGGGUACUCUUGCUACGGCGACAGCGACAGCGACAGCCAGCGGAAUUGACCCCUUCGUCAUUCCCCCCCACGAGCUCUUUCGGUCGCCCAAAUAUAAAGCUGCCGUGAAGGCCGUCCUGGCCAAGGAGUUCAGCGCGUUGAGCAAGAGUACGGUGGAGGCGGUGCUGGCGGAGGUGAAUUUCUGCUACCUUCGGGCCCGUCCGACCCUGCAGGAUCUCUCGCGGAAAACUUGGCGCGCGACCUUCAACAGCUUUUUGCCUUCGUUCAAGCGCAAUAGAGAUAAAAAUGAACAUCCAUUGAUUGUCUGGCAGCGGCAUGCCGCGGCCGAUAGUGGGGAAGCGGUUCCGCGGCUGAAGGAGACCGGGUGCGAGGAGCUGGAUCGGGAACUCCACGAGGCGCUGCUGGCCCCGCUACUCCGGACGCGGAGGGAGGAGCAGGAACGCAAGGACUGGGCCUUGGCGGAGACGUUAAACGAAGACGAAGCUAAGGCGGCGGAAGCGCUCUACGAAUGCCAGUGCUGCUUCGCGGACGUGACUUUCGAGCAGAUCGCAACAUGCUCGGACCAUAUGCAUGUCAUCUGUUACGGUUGUAUCCGUCGCACCAUUCACGAAGCGUUAUUCGGACAAGGUUGGAAUAAGUCGGUCGACGUGGGUCGGAUGACCUUGAAAUGCAUUGCGCCCUUUGACCUGGAUGGUUGCCUGGGGGUGCUGAGCGCGGCGGUCGUGAAGCAGGCGAUCCAGCUGGACAAAUCCGGCGAGGAGACGUAUGCCAAAUUUCAGGCGCGUGUCGCGUCUGAUGCCCUGCUCAAGUCGCAGCUAAAGCUCAUUCAUUGUCCCUUUUGCUCCUAUGCCGAGGUCGACCCGAUCCACCACCCUUCGUCGACGCUCGUCUGGCGCUUCCGGGGCGGAGGCCUCAUCUCCACCAUCGUCAUCACGGUCUUUAUCCUCGACUUGAUACCUCUGCUGCUCAUGCCUAUUGCCAUUAUGUACCUGCUCAACCCGACGGCCAUCCGCACGACGUUCCGCAACGCCCUGAUCAACAUCAAUCUCCGCACUCGCCCGAAACGCUUCACCUGCGCCAACUCCGCCUGCAGGCGCGUUAGCUGCAUCAGCUGCCAGAAACCGUGGAGGGACCCGCACGUUUGCCACGAGCCGCUCCUCCUGGACCUGCGGGCCACCGUCGAGGCCGCCCGCACCGCGGCGGUUAAACGCACAUGUCCCCGCUGUGGGCUGUCGUUCGUCAAAUCCACGGGCUGCAACAAACUUACCUGCGUCUGUGGCUACUCGAUGUGUUAUCUGUGUCGAAAAGCAUUGGGUUCGACGUGGGGCCAAGAUGGGGCGCAUGGCGGUCGUGGCGUUGGUGGUGGCGGCCGCGGCCGCCGUCGAGCGGCCGCCGUGCGUCGCCGCAACAAUGCGGAGAAUAUUCCUUUGCAGGCAGGCCGUGCCCAGGACCACGAUGUCGAGAACGAAGACGAAGAAGCCGACGCAGAGGAGGAAGAGCUGGAAGGCUACACCCAUUUCUGCUCACAUUUCCGCAUCAACCCGGGCGCCCGAUGCACGGAAUGCACCAAGUGCGAGCUCUACCAGGACGAAGACGAGGAGGCGGUCGCCCGACGCGCGGGCGAGAAGGCCGAACGCGAAUGGCAUGCCCGGCACCGGGGCACAGCGACUGGCGCCGCGGUGGGCGGGUUACGGGUGAACCGGGAUUUCUCCACUGCUCGCUCCGGGAUGCGGUCGAACGAGAUCGGGGCCGGGCCGAAGUGGAAUUGGACGUACCUGGUGGAUGAGGUCUGGCGGGAGGGCAGAUGGAAACUCGAGGGCCAGGCGUUUGUGGAUUGGGUGGUGGAUCGAGUGGUCGUCGUGGAGGAGGUUUGAAGUUCUGGGCGUUGGCCGGUUAGUGAUGAUGUUUCUUUUCUCCUUUUUUUUUUCUUUUUCAUGAUGUGACGAAUCUUAUGACUCUCUUCCCUCUGAUUACUUUUCGGGGCGGUUACCUGGUAAUAAAUCCAGUUUGGUUAUCUUUUCUUUCUCAUUCUUGAAACUCGAAAUGGGUCGCGCGCUCUCGAAGAACAUCAUAUUGGGCUUCUGCGUGGUUUUCACCGCUACCUGAUAUACGAAUCGGUGCAUUCUAGGUCGACACAUUCUCUCCUGUAUGAGUAUUACAUUCGGUGCAUGCUUAGCAACUUGCAUUCUAAUCCUCUUUGACUGCUGGUUCUUUCCCU
This is a messenger RNA of Aspergillus saccharolyticus JOP 1030-1, 2731 nucleotides long. RefSeq names its product E3 ubiquitin-protein ligase. The coding region runs from base 117 to 2387 and encodes 756 amino acids. Lineage: Eukaryota; Fungi; Ascomycota; Eurotiomycetes; Eurotiales; Aspergillaceae. The transcript has a single exon. The record is from RefSeq and is a predicted model, not a curated record.